This is a messenger RNA of Heteronotia binoei (common prickly gecko), 1383 nucleotides long. RefSeq names its product cysteine and glycine rich protein 3 (gene CSRP3). The record is from RefSeq and is a predicted model, not a curated record. Gene Ontology annotation, molecular function: actinin binding; structural constituent of muscle. The transcript has 6 exons. Lineage: Eukaryota; Metazoa; Chordata; Lepidosauria; Squamata; Gekkonidae. Gene Ontology annotation, cellular component: nucleus; cytoplasm; Z disc. Gene Ontology annotation, biological process: muscle tissue development; cardiac muscle contraction; sarcomere organization. Bases 104 to 688 code for a protein of 194 amino acids.
AGACUGCAGGGCCCAUCAGACGCAGACUUUUCAACAAGAUAACAGGAGGCAGGAGAACACAACUCACUCUGGUAUUAUCCUCAGACCACCGAGAGCUUCCAAGAUGCCAAACUGGGGUGGAGGAGCCAAAUGUGGUGCCUGUGAUCAGACAGUCUAUCAUGCUGAGGAAAUCCAAUGCAAUGGCAAGAGUUUUCACAAGACGUGCUUCCAUUGCAUGGCAUGCCGAAAGGCUCUGGAUAGUACAACAGUAUCAGCUCAUGAAUCAGAAAUAUACUGCAAAACCUGUUAUGGGAGAAAAUAUGGUCCCAAAGGAAUUGGAUAUGGACAAGGUGCAGGGUGCCUCAGCACUGACACUGGAGAGCAUCUUGGCCUGAAUCUGCAACAAUCAUCACCAAAGCCUGCUCGUCCUUCUACACCUACCAACCCUUCAAAGUUUGCUAAAAAGUUUGGAGAUGUAGACAAAUGCCCUCGUUGUGGCAAGUCAGUAUAUGCUGCAGAGAAGAUAAUGGGAGGAGGAAAGCCUUGGCACAAGACAUGCUUUCGAUGUGCUUUUUGUGGAAAGAGUCUAGAGUCUACAAAUGUUACAGACAAAGAUGGAGAGAUUUACUGCAAAGUUUGCUAUGCUAAGAAUUUUGGACCUAAAGGAAUUGGAUUUGGUGGCCUCACUCAAGUUGAGAAACAAGAAUAAGCUCUUUCUCGCUGAGGUCUAAACAGUAAUGUAAAACAAAAAGGGCUACUUAAGGGCUACACUUUUUUAAUUCCAUUGGAAAAAUUAAUAAGCUUCUUCGUAGAUCGCUUUUAUAGUAUAUUUUAGUGCAGGAAAACAUUUGUUGAUAGCUGGUUUAAAACUGAUUCAGUUCUGAACAAAAAAUACACACCCUAAUGACUUAAAACUUCAAAUAUUCACAGAUAAUUUCAGUAUUUCUGAUAGUUCUGCUGUCUGUACCCCAAAUAUAAUUACAUGCAGAACAUACCCUGAAGGUUAUUUUUAUGCCAAUAUACCUAAACUGAACUCAAUCUUGAUUUUGCAGUCUAGAAUUUUUAAAAAACAAAAUAGUACAUUCAAGAUAUGGUGCUGGUAUGUCAUGAAAUAAAGGCAUUCACUUAUAAUGUGAUAUAAAUGUAGAACGCUAAACAUCACUUUACAACAUCACUAUAUGUAGUGCUCAAUAAGAACUAACCACACCAUCUUGGACUCCAGGGAAUGAAAUUGAAACUGAAUGGAAUGUUUUUAAAUUGUACAAAAUUGUAUGAAAUGUUUUUAAUGAUUAUAUUGCAAUUUUAUUUUUAGCACUAUGUUGUUUUAACUGUUGUUAGCUGCCCUGAGCCCAUUGGGGAGGGUGGGAUACAAAUGUAAUAAAAUAAAUAAAUAAUAUCAAAAUA